Messenger RNA from Aureobasidium pullulans EXF-150, 1182 nucleotides. RefSeq lists its product as uncharacterized. Bases 1 to 1182 code for a protein of 393 amino acids. The transcript has a single exon. Lineage: Eukaryota; Fungi; Ascomycota; Dothideomycetes; Dothideales; Saccotheciaceae. The record is from RefSeq and is a predicted model, not a curated record. Gene Ontology annotation, molecular function: GTPase activity.
AUGGAGUCAACACCCGCAGCAUCAACAGGCGCACAGCCGCCAGUCACCAUUGUCUGCGUCGGUAUGGCAGGCAGUGGCAAGACGACCUUCAUGCAGCGCAUCAACUCGCAUCUGCACUCGAAACAAACACCGCCCUAUGUCAUGAACCUCGAUCCCGCCGUGCGCAAAGUCCCCUUCGACUCGAACAUCGACAUCAGAGACAGCGUCAACUACCGCGAAGUCAUGAAACAAUACAACCUCGGCCCCAACGGUGGCAUCCUCACAUCGCUCAACCUGUUUGCGACAAAGAUUGACCAAGUCUUGAACAUCCUGGAGAAGCGCUGCUUGCCGGAAAACCAAGAGAAGGGAGAAGAACACAAGGUGCCCAAGCACGUUCUGGUCGACACACCUGGCCAAAUCGAAGUCUUUGUCUGGUCAGCAAGUGGAAGCAUUCUGCUCUCUUCUCUCGCCUCGUCCUUCCCUACCGUCCUCGCCUAUGUCAUCGACACUCCUCGCACCACCGCCUCCACCUCAACAUUCAUGUCAAACAUGCUCUACGCCAUCUCAAUCAUGUACAAGACCCGCCUACCAAUGAUCCUCGUCUUCAACAAGAACGAUGUCAAGUCAGAAGAGGAAGCAAUCGACUGGAUGCGCGACUUUGAGUCCUUCCAAGAAGCUCUCCGCAGAGAGGAAGAGGAAGAAGCAGAAACAGGCGCCGGCGGCUCAGGCUACAUGGGCUCUCUCCUCAACAGCAUGAGUUUGGUACUCGAAGAAUUCUACAACAACCUCUCCGUCGUGGGUGUAAGCAGCAUGACCGGCGCCGGCAUCGACGCCUUCUUCGAAGCUGUGGAAGAGAAGCGCGAAGAAUUCAACAAAGAUUACAAAGCCGAUCUCGACCGCAGAAAGGCUCAACGCGAGCAAGAAAAGGAAGCAAACCGUGAAAAAGAAGUCGCUCGUAUGAUGAAGGAUAUGCGCGUGGGAGGAAACAAGCGCGCACAAAAAGAAGAAGCCGAAACCGUUUCUGAAGCCGAAGAGGAAGAUGAGGAUGAUGGUGCCUUGGUCGACAGAGAUGAAGACGAAGAUGUCAGUCAAGAUACCCUGCAGAAGCGCUAUCAAGAAGCUCUCAGUGCGGGUAACCAGAUGUCUGGCGAGGAUCUGAGUUUUGCCAAAUAUGUCCAAGCUGCUGGGAUGAGUAAGAAGUAG